Maylandia zebra (zebra mbuna) is the source of this 1136-nucleotide messenger RNA. The record is from RefSeq and is a predicted model, not a curated record. NCBI's taxonomy places the organism in Eukaryota, Metazoa, Chordata, Actinopteri, Cichliformes, Cichlidae.
CAAACACUCAGCAGUGUUUAUUUGAUCGUGCAGUGUUGGCUCUCAGGGCGGGCUCUCGAUCCAUCUCUUCAGGCCUCAGUAUGAGGAUAUGCCUGCUGGCCAUGGCAUGUCUUAUCUACCCUGUGGUGAUGUUCUCUUUCAAACAGAUGACAGAGUGGAUACAGAACUAUGCCCACAGUCUGAAGGAGAAAACACAAGACCUUAAGCACCAGAGGCAGCUGGCUGAAGAUCUGCUUCACCAAAUGCUGCCAAAGUCAGUUGCCAAACAGCUCCGCCAGCAUAAACAUGUUGAAGCUGAGAGCUACGAAAAGGUGACCAUUUUUUUCUCAGACAUUGUGGGCUUCACCUCUAUAUCUGCGUCCUGUACUCCAUUGCAAGUAGUGAAGAUGCUCAACAACCUCUACAUGUGUUUUGAUACGCGCAUUGACUCCUAUGAUGUCUACAAGGUGGAGACUAUAGGAGAUGCAUACAUGGUGGUGAGCGGCCUACCUGAAAGGAACGGAGACAGACAUGUGGAUGAAAUUGCCAAGAUGGCUCUGGAUCUGGUAGCAGCCGUCAGACAGGUCUCCAUUCCUCACAUGCCCAAUGAGAGGCUUCAGCUCAGAGCUGGCAUCCACACAGGUCCAUGUGUGGCAGGAAUAGUGGGCUACAAGAUGCCAAGAUACUGUCUAUUUGGAGAUACCGUCAACACAGCCUCUAGAAUGGAAUCAACCAGCCUGCCUCAGAAAAUCCACAUCAGUUCAGAAGCAUACCUGGCUCUGAUCAAAGACAAUGCUUAUGAGCUGCAGCUUCGUGGAGAGAUUGAGAUUAAGGGUAAGGGCAAAAUGUAUACAUACUGGCUGAUUGGCCACAAGAACUACAGCGUGCAGAAUGACAGUCUGGUUUGCCACUGGAAUCCCAACAUGGCCAGAAAGAAGAAAAUGUUAGCAGGGAGCCAGGUAUCUGUGAGCAAUUUUUACCCUACUUCAACUGGCCUAAGUAAAGGGAGUGAAGUCAAACCCUCUUGUCUGCGUGGUCAUUUUGAAGAGGAGUUUAGUCUGAAUGUCGACUCUAGCAAGGCGUUAGAGGCAGAGGACAUUACAGUAAAACGACAGCCUCUCAAAGACCAGUCUCGUGGGGAACUGGACAGCAAUUAG